AUGGAGAAGAGCAAGGUACCUCUGCUGGAGCCUGCUUGGCCGCCGGCGGACAUUGAUAGGCGGAGCAGCGCCGGGGGAGAUGAAGGUGAGGAGGAAGGGCUGGGACGGCGGCUGGUGGAGGAGAACAGGAAGUUGUGGGUGGUGGCGGGGCCGUCCAUCUGCACACGCUUCUCCACGUUCGGCCUCACCAUCAUCAGCCAAGCCUUCAUCGGCCACAUCGGACCCACAGAGCUCGCCGCCUACGCGCUCGUCUCCACCGUCCUCAUGCGCUUCAGCAUCGACGUCCUGGUAACUCGCAGCUCUUCUUUAUUUUGUUGUUCUUCUUUCGAUCGCUUUGUGUCGUCGUCUGUCGAGUCAUUUGAUUUACUUAUUGUAGUCACGUAGUGUUAUUUA
Triticum aestivum (bread wheat) is the source of this 393-nucleotide messenger RNA. Its product is annotated as protein DETOXIFICATION 21-like. The record is from RefSeq and is a predicted model, not a curated record. Lineage: Eukaryota; Viridiplantae; Streptophyta; Magnoliopsida; Poales; Poaceae. The transcript has a single exon. Bases 1 to 384 code for a protein of 127 amino acids.